This is a messenger RNA of Papaver somniferum (opium poppy), 3397 nucleotides long. RefSeq lists its product as uncharacterized. The transcript has 8 exons. The record is from RefSeq and is a predicted model, not a curated record. NCBI's taxonomy places the organism in Eukaryota, Viridiplantae, Streptophyta, Magnoliopsida, Ranunculales, Papaveraceae. Gene Ontology annotation, biological process: DNA transposition. Bases 1213 to 2211 code for a protein of 332 amino acids. Gene Ontology annotation, molecular function: transposase activity; DNA binding.
CUGAAAAAAACCAAAGUCUCUGUCUCUGAAAAAUCAAAGCUUUGUUCUUCCCUGAUAGAUAAGGGUUUGUGAUUAAACAACAUCUCUGCCCUGAAUAUGAAGAAAAAAAAGGAGAAACAGAAGUGUACGCAGCCGGGAUAUAUCUAUUUUCCAUAUGGAAACAUUAGUGUGUAUGCUCAUAUGAGUAAGUUAACAUUGGAAUUCCCUCACAUGGACAAAGAUAAAACAGAUUUGAAGAUGUCGGAGAACAUGUUGCAUUCAAGGUUGGGUCUGGCUGAAGAAGAAAUAGUGCACUUAUAUUACACACCUGAUGAUCCAUGUUUGCUAGUAUGUUUGGUAACAAAUGAUGACUUCAUUAGGUUUUGGGACAAUUCUGUAGCCGAUGAUAAAGAUUUUACACAUCUUGUGAUGAUUACAACUAACUCUAAAUUUGAAGAUGAUGACUUCUUGAAUGCUGCAAUGGAACCUCCAGUGAUAAAAAUUGAUUAUGAGACACCUAAGAAGGAUGAGAGACCAAAGAAGAUUUGGAAGAUGAAUAAGAAGCCAGUUUCAAAGGAAAAGCCAAAGCUGCUUAGGAGGUCACCAAGGUUUCAAGCCUCUUGUAAAGUGCAAAUCUCAGAUCAACAAGGACCAUCAAUGAAAUUAUGUUUUGUGGAUUUGUUAAAUGAAGUGGAGAAUAUGUCAUGUUUGAGUGAAGCUAGUAGAGUAGGAACUAAUAGAACGCAAGGUAGCAGUCAACCUAGUCAAGAGAAGUUUAAUCAUGAUUACUGGGUUAAUAUAGCACAAGGAAGUAUUGUGGACAAUGAUGCAAUUGUAUAUGAAGAUGAGGACAGUGUGUAGAUAGAGAACACUGAUUUAGAUGAGUGUAACCCAGUUGAAUAUCCAGAUGCCCCUUUAAUAUUUGAUAGUGAUGAAGACAAUGAGAUUGGUUAUGAUGAAUAUGUAAAGUCAUAUAAAGUACCAGAUUACAAUGAGGAAUCAAGUAGCAUUGAAGAUGAAGAUGGUAGUGGUACUGAAGUUGAAGACAAAGAUGGUGGUGGUCCUGAAGUUGAAUUUAAAGUUAAUGGUGGUCCUCAAGUAGAGAUUGAUAAAGCUGGUGGCAAACCAAGUCGGUACAAUAAAUACCAACCAGAUAUCAACAACAUUGGUGAGGAUGAUGAUCCAUCUCUAUUCCCCGAAGAAGAUGAAAUACCACAAGUGAACCCUGAUAAGAUGUUGGUAAAGUAUGCUUUUCAUAACAAAAAACAAUUUAAAAAGCAUCUUAAAAGAUUUUGUGUCAAAAAUAAUUGGCAGUUCAAAUGUAAAAAAAGUUGUUCUAAGCAAGUUAGGGCUCAUUGUAGGUUUAAAGAUAAAUAUGAUUAUAAGUGGUGUGUAUAUGCUAGUAGAGUUGAUAAUGAGUCAACUUUUGCUGUUAGAAGUGUAAACUUGGAACACACAUGUGUAGGUGAUAAAAAAGGUUUUAAUACGUCUGCUGACCCUGAACUUGUAAAAGAUGUUGUAAUUGAAAAGUUGAGACAUAGUUAUGGGUCUUUCAUACCAAAGCCCAGGAAUAUUCUAGAAGACUUUGCAAUUACUCACAACAUCAAGAUUCCCUACAUUUGUGAAUGGAAAGCUAGGAAUCUUGUUUUAGAAGAAUUUUUUGGAAACUAUGAAGAAAGUUAUGCUGAAGUUCCUAAGUUCUAUUCAAUGGUGUCCAAGACUAACCCAGGAUCUGUUGCAAAGUUUAUAUAUGGAAGAAAAGAUUUCAAGUUUGAGAGCAUGACAAUAUCAUUUGCUGCACCAAUGAAAGCCUUUCAGGAGUCUUGCAGAGGUGUUGUAGAAUUUGAUGCAUGCCAUCUAACUGGAAAGUGGGGUGGUGUCUUAAUGGAUGCAACAACACUUGAUGGUGAGAAUAUAUUAGUGCCUUUAGGUAUUUCAGUGGUUAGAAGUGAAACUAAGGAAAACUGGUUACAGUUCCUCAAAAACUUGGCACCAGGGAUCUUAGAUCAUCAUAGUGGCAGAGUCACUUUUAUAUCAGAUCAGCAGAAAGGUUUGCUGGAAGCAGUUGCAGAGGUUUUUCCUGGUUCACCCGAUAGAUAUUGUUGGAGGCACAAUUACAAGAAUUUCAAGAAAUACUAUAAGUCCCCAACCUUGCACAGCUCAAUGUGGAAUGCUGCCAAAUGCUACAAGAUAAGGCAUUUUGAGGAAAAUAUGGCUGCUAUGUACAAAUAAAAUGAAGCAGCUGCACAGUAUCUUAUGAAACAGGGCUGCCAAAAUUGGUCUAGGGCAUUUUUUGAUCCUAUUAGUUGUUGUGAGCAUCUCAAUAACAACUUCUCUGAGUUUUUUAAUUCAAUGAUUUCUGAACUGAGAGACAAACCGAUAAUCAUUCUUGGCAUGUUGUAUGGUAAGUUAGUGAUGAAACUGUUUACUAAGAGGAGAGAACAAUGUACAAAGUGGAAAUCUGGAGAAUUGGUUCCUAAAGCUAAGGACCUUCUCAAAAAAAUGCUUGAUAUUAGUGAAAAAUUUCAUGUUCAAGGUAGUGUGGUUGGGGAGGUCUAUUUGGUUACCAACAGGUUCACCAGAAAAAUCUUCACAAUGAAUAUAAUAGAGAAGCAGCGUACUUGUUUGGAGUGGCAGUUUAGGGGAUUCCCCUGUCAACAUGCUAUGUCUGCAUUGAAUACAAUCUCACCAAAUUGGGCAGACUACUGCCCUCCUUACUAUUCAGUGGAUUGUUAUAGGACCACAUAUGCUCCACCUGUUUUCCCUUUGGAAGACAUAGCUGACUAUCCAAAGCCACCAAUGGAAAAUAAGAUCUUACACCCUCCAACCCAAAGAAAGCCUGGCAGACCUACAUCAAAGAGGAGGAGAAGUUAUGAUGAACCUCAAGCUGAGGUGAGGAAAAGGAGGUGUACUCAAUGUGGAUCCACAGAUGGUCACAACAAGAGAACUUGUAAAGGUGGUGAUGUAGGUAAGAAUCAAACUGUAUAUAGGCCAAGAACUGAGUGUGAUGCUGCCACUUUCACAAACAUAGAUAGAGCUGAAACCAGCACUGCAAGGGGUAAAGCAAAGAAGAAAGGGAAAACAUCAUAUGUUGGUGAGUCUUCCUUUCAUGGACUACCACCUCCAGUACCAAAUACUCAAAGAUCUGCAUCUGCAGGACCUAGCAACACCCAAAAUUUCAGUCAAUCCUUUGCUGGUAUAGAAUAUAUGGCUCAAAACAUUGCUACUGUCACAAAUGCCAAGGUAAAUAAGAAGUAAUGUGUGUGUCUGUUUUACCUUGUUGUUGGAGCUGUGAUCCUUUGUCUUUUGUUACUCUUCUGUUUCAAGUGCUUUUUGAGUCUGAACUUGUUUAGUGAUGACAAAACAAUGUUUUAUGGAUUAUUUCAAGUACCUUUUAAUAUUAAUCAAGUUUAUUGAA